Messenger RNA from Anarrhichthys ocellatus (wolf-eel), 952 nucleotides. Its product is annotated as coiled-coil domain-containing protein 3-like. Lineage: Eukaryota; Metazoa; Chordata; Actinopteri; Perciformes; Anarhichadidae. Gene Ontology annotation, biological process: negative regulation of gene expression. Gene Ontology annotation, cellular component: extracellular region. The transcript is spliced from 2 exons. The record is from RefSeq and is a predicted model, not a curated record. The coding region runs from base 296 to 907 and encodes 203 amino acids.
AGCAGCUUUAAGUUUCUGCAAAUUGGUUUGACUGUUGAGUUCUCUCAAAGAGUCUGGAGGUGAGAAGAUCUGAGUUUGUGCACGUUUAGUUUAAUGGACAAAAGGACUGUGGUCGAACAUUGUGCAAAAAGUUACGUGCAUGCUUUUAGAGUUUUUGGUGAAGUACAGUAUCCUCAAGCCUCCAGGUCACCAACCAGAUGUGCAACUUUUAGCAACUUGCAUGCUUGAGGAGACCGACUUCUCUCAUAAAACAAUUGUAAUAAAUUAGUAAAAUCACAUUUUUCUUUCCUUCGGGAUGUCUUCCACGGCUCUCCUCCUCGCAGCACUCGGCUUUUUUGCGCAUCUGGACACUUUUACGCACGGGUGCCAGCUCCCUUCCGAGUGGCGGCCGCUGAGCGAGGGCUGCCGGGCGGAGCUGGCGGAGAUCAUCGUGUACGCCCGCGUCCUGGCGAUCCACCGGGAGCCCCUGGGCGGCGGGGCGGGCAGCCUGUACAACUCGCUGCCCUUCGGGUUCGGGUAUGGGUACGAGGGCGCGGAGGAAGGGCUGCUUUACUGCGCGGAGGUGGAGUUGCUGUGCGAUCAGGCCUGGGGCAGCAUGCUGGAGGUGCCCUCUGGAUCAAGGCUCAACCUGACCGGACUGGGGUACCUGUCCUGCCAGUCCCACACCGUGAUGGAGAACUACUCCUACUUCUUCUUCCUCAGGAUGGAUGAGAACUACAACAUCCUCCCCCAUGGCGUCAACUUCCAGGACGCCAUCUUCGCCGACACGUCCGACAACAGGCGCAUGUUCUCCAGCCUCUUCCAGUUCUCCAACUGCACCCAAGGGAGUCAGCCUUUCCACACAUUCAGCCCAGAGUGGGAAACACAGGAGGACAGCAGGGUAGGGCACCAUGCUGUUGUACAAUAGUAUCUUGCAACUGCCCCCCCCCCCCCCCCUAAAACCAAGAUUGAG